UGUUAUGUUUGCCAGCCUGAGUGAUGUAAACAUGGCCACCACAACACUCAAGACGGUGAGCCAUUUAAAACACUUUAAACAUUAUGACAUAACUGCCUCACGAGUCCUUCAGAAAACACAUAUAUUACGGGCUGGAAGGCUGUAUGGUACGAGUGAGGCAAGAAAACCCAUAACUACUACUCACUACUGUCUGGAUAUUGUCAAACAAAAUGAUUAUGAGAACUUCCUCUCAGUGCUGUUACUUCCACAGAAUGCCCGAGCCACAGCUGUGGCCAUACGUGCAUUCAAUGUGGAACUUGCUCAGGUAUCAGACAUGACGUCCGAGACACUGAUGGGCAAAAUGCGGCUCCAGUUUUGGAGAGACACUUUGGACCAAAUAUAUCAGGGUACAGCUCCCAAACAACCUGUGGCCUUAGAGUUGCAAAGGUGUUGCUUCUUUCCUCUUCAGGCUGUAGAGAUGCACAGACUGUCUAAACGCUGGUUACGAAGUCUGAUUGAUAGCCGUGAGGAGCAGUUGGAUAAUAAGCAGUUUGCAUCUAUAGCAUCAGUGGAGAACUAUAGUGAGAAGUGCAAUUCCCCCUUGUACUACCUCAUACUCCAAGGAUUGGUGUUCAAUCUGUGGACCAAGAGGACGUACGGCAGGGCAAGACGCGGGGAGCGUGUGCAUCGUGCCGUUGGUGGACAGCGUGGCAGAAACACGACAGUGAUUGCUGCGAUAGCUGAACACUGUGGAAUACUCUAUCACGAAAUUCACUAUGGUUCAGUGACGAAGGAAGUAUUCAGUGAUUUCAUCCCAUCACUUGCAGCAAUAAUCGGAGACGCAAGAUCCAUACAUGUUCUAGACAACGCUCCAAUUCACAACGGUAUCGCAGCAGUCUAUCCCGAGCUGAAUUUUAAAUUUCUCCCUCCAUACUCUCCUUGCUUGAACCCCAUAGAAAACUGUUUCUCUGUGUUUAAAUCAUACCUGAAGCAGUACCUCCACCGUGAAGCUCCACGGUGCAACGCGGCCCACGCCAGGCAAGAAGGAGUGACUCUCAAUGCACUGAGGGAGAAAAUUUUGCAAGUUGGCGUGGAAUCUGCACUGCCUACUGUCACGGAACAUGUUGUGUCGCAGAACUAUAACCAUGUCAACACCUACUUGGUUCAAUGUAUUGAGUGCCGAGAUAAUCUUCAAUUGAUAUACAGUAGGUCUACAGUAAUAGAGUAUAACCUUCUGCCUUACCGUUUGUUCCUCUUGAAACAAUUCACAACAAAAACCUUCUAUACACUCGUGGGUUCUUUUUUACCUGACAGGUUAAUAUUCGUGAGGCAGAGGAGGAAGGCAAGUCAACGGGAUGCUGAUAUGACACUCCUCUCCCCAAUCCCACUACCCCUCUCACCCUCACCUACCUCCAUCCCUCACCUACCUCCAUCCCUACCUUACAGCCAGGCAGAAACAACCCACCAAGGUGUACGAGGCCUUUACUGUGAAUUGCUUCGUGGAAGUAUCAUGACACCAAGCUAUUAGUAUAAGGCCCUUUUUUCUUUGUUUCAUUUUAAGCAAUCGUAUGUUUUAUGUGGCUACUACAUACUAAAGACUAAAGACAUUACAUAAUUACAUAUGUUUAUACCAGAAUUCGUUGUGUUGUUGAUGUUUGUGUAAGUAUACUCAAAAAUUAAAUAUUCAUGGCUGUUACUGAUUUUAAAGAUUGUUGAAUAAAUUCUUUUCAAUGA
This is a messenger RNA of Homarus americanus (American lobster), 1713 nucleotides long. RefSeq names its product NADH dehydrogenase (ubiquinone) complex I, assembly factor 6-like (gene sicily). The coding region runs from base 5 to 1507 and encodes 500 amino acids. Gene Ontology annotation, cellular component: mitochondrion. Lineage: Eukaryota; Metazoa; Arthropoda; Malacostraca; Decapoda; Nephropidae. The record is from RefSeq and is a predicted model, not a curated record. Gene Ontology annotation, molecular function: nucleic acid binding. Gene Ontology annotation, biological process: biosynthetic process; mitochondrial respiratory chain complex I assembly. The transcript has 5 exons.